AUAGAACAACAAUGGGGUAUUAGAGUUGAUGAAAGCACAAUUUCACGUAUUUUUUUAAAAAAAGAUGAACAAAUUAGUUCUCAAAUUAUUAAUUCAAAUGCCAAGCAUCAUAGAGCGGUAACAUACCCAGAACUUGACCAAGCUCUAAAAGAAUUUGUGCUAAUUUAUCAAAAUAAAACGAUUUUAAGUAAUGCAAUACUUGUCAAAAAAGCCAAACUAUUUGCCAAUGGCUUGGGAAUUCCUGAGGGGGAAGCAGAGUCAGCAGAUGAAGUAGCUAUUAUUAAUGCCUUACCUGCUCUAAGAAACAAAUGUUCCAACUAUCCUAUCGAAAGAAUCUAUAACAUGGAUGAGACAGGGCUUUUUUUUAAGUUAGAACCCGAUCGAUCAUUAGCAACUCAAUGUCUUUCUGGGCGCAAAGUAGAUAAAGAACGUCUUUCAAUUGCAUUAUGCACAAAUGCUAACGGCUCUCAUAAAAUGGUCACUUUUGUAAUUGGCAAAUAUGCCAAACCACGCUGUUUUAAAAAUAUUAAUUUUAAAAAUUUAGCUGUUAUGUAUAAAAACAGUGCCAAGGCAUGGAUGAUUACUUCCCUUUUUCAAACAUGGCUUCAAGAGUUCGAUUAUCAAAUCAGUUUAAAAUAUCAGGGUCAACAUGUGCUAUUGGUUCUCGAUAAUUGUUCAAGCUAUAAAUUAGAUGGCCUUACCUUACAAUUCACUGAUAUUGUAUUUCUUCCUUCGAGAGCAAUCUCCAGAAUCCAACCACUGGACGCUGGAAUCAUAAUGAGCUUCAAGAGACACUACCAUCGUCCUUAUAUUCGCUGGAUAUUAAAGCAUGUAGAAAAGAGUGAACGUGCUGAUGGACUAAAAAUGGAUAUAUUGCAAGCUAUACAUUUCAUCAUUCAAGGCUGGGAUGAACAUUACGGUCAGACUAUGGAUCCGGCACUUGAUGAUCUUACCAAUGCACUUGAAGACCUCUGUAUUCACUUUGAUAACCCAAUGCCAGUUGAAGAGUUUCUUUCUAUCCCUGCAGAAGAUGUUGUUUACGAAAUUCCCACGAAUAACCAAGUUAUUGAAGAACUUAUAAAAACUUUCAAGCCAGUCGAUUUAGCUUGUGAUGAUUCGGAAGAUGAUAACAGCAUUGAAAUCCCUUUAAUUAGUAUCGAUAUAGCAAUUACAAGCUUGGAGACUGUGUCUAUGUUUUUGCUUCAACAAGAUGAAGCAAAUGA
Messenger RNA from Dentiscutata erythropus, 1223 nucleotides. The record is from the annotation of a GenBank genome assembly. Lineage: Eukaryota; Fungi; Glomeromycota; Glomeromycetes; Diversisporales; Gigasporaceae.